Messenger RNA from Osmia bicornis bicornis, 6244 nucleotides. RefSeq lists its product as uncharacterized. The coding region runs from base 1 to 5757 and encodes 1918 amino acids. NCBI's taxonomy places the organism in Eukaryota, Metazoa, Arthropoda, Insecta, Hymenoptera, Megachilidae. The record is from RefSeq and is a predicted model, not a curated record. The transcript is spliced from 3 exons.
AUGAGAGCACUCAACCCGCGAAGCCUACAGCUACCAACAAUCUUCCGUCUCUUCCCUCCUUCCUUCCUUUGUCUUUUCCUUCUGUUACUCGUUGUUCGAGCUGGGGAAGCUCGCAGUGUGCACCACGAUGAAGAGGACCAGGGUCAAACCGGGACGAAGGUUUCGUCGAUCGAAAGCAAAGGCGGCGCGCAGCUAACUCCGGAGAAGACGGAAGCGAUUAGUGUACCGGAACAAGUACGAGGAAAGGUGGUACCCUCUGGGAGCCAUGGAAUCGAAGGAGGGCAGAAUUCAGGGUCGGAAGUUGGACACGGAUUGGACGUCCGCGAUCUCGAGAAAGGAGAAGCGAAGGAGAUCGACGAGGUUCGCGCGGAAGGAAGUCAGGUAUUGAACGAAGACGAAGAGGCUAGCGUGGCGAAGAAACGGAGACGAAACGAUGUGGCGCUGACCGGUAAGCCCGAGUUUCGCGAAGGCGAAGGCAAUCCCGUCGACGAGAUUAGGGACGAAGGGAUCAGACGGUUCGAUGUUCGAGUGGACGCUGACGGUGUUGCUUCUUCCCCUUCGAAGGAAGAACCAAAGCCCUCCGAGAGUCGUGUUCGCAUUCAAGAGGUGAAAGACGAAAUUCCUAGCUCUUUUCGAAAAUCAAUCAAGCUAAACGAGGAGAAUAUCAUUAAGAAUAAAAAAGAAAUUGGCUCGAGCGGACGUUCGAAUAUCGAAGAGAACGAGGAAUCGCUGGAGAACAGGGGAUACAGAUCGUUGAGCGAAUCCCAGGGUAAAUCCAGACACAAAAGUUCAACCGUUUAUCUGAGCGCCGAAGAGAAGAAGAUAUCGGACGGACAACAGCAGUCGAUCGUCGAGGGACAGAUAAAAAAGUUGAUAUCGAUUCGCGACGAUGUUUUGGAUGCUCAGAAAACGGAGAAGACGGAGAGCUCGAAGAUCGCCGGUUCGAAACGGGAGAUCGGAAUGGACGAGGUUGCCUUCAUGGAGCAGGAGGUUGAAGGGGAACACGGAGGCAAGGGUAACGGGCAAAAGUCCGGUAGGGCCCAAGAUCUUCACCGGGUCAGAUUGAUCACUCCGGACGCCGUGGUGUACAAUAUCCUUCAGGAUGCUCUGGAAUCGUAUCCCAGCGACCAGACGCUGGUAUCCUACAUCGAUCCCAAGAACGAGACGCUGAAGAAAUUGUUGACCUCUAAUCAGCUGAGCAUCCUUCAGAUGGCCGAGAAAUUCUUGCCGGAAACGUUGCGAAGAGAGUACUCGGACAGAAUGUUCUCCUGCGUCAGAAGAUUCGAAUAUUUCAGCUGCGUUAAAUACUUUGCUUGGCCUCUCAUCAAACAAUAUUUCCCAGCGCUGCCUGCUUUCCCGGAUUACCAAAGUUGGUACCCGAUCAUCGAUCUGACACCGCAAUAUCCGAUCUUGCCGUUCCCCGGCUUCUCGGAGGACGUCGGAGAGCUACCAGAGGUGGUGGACGCCGAUGCCACCAGGACGAGGCGACCCAGACCGGAAGCGAUAAUCAUUCAGGUCCUUCAGAACACUUUGAAAGAACAACCGCGUAUAUCGAGCUCGCCAUCUUUCUUGGAUCAGUCGACGGAUUACGUUCCUCUCUUACCUCAGGAUCAACUCUUGACCAUCAACAUGGCCGAGCAAUUGAUUCCGAUCUCUUAUCGACCGGAGUUUGUUCAAAAGACCGUCAGAUGCAUGAAGGAGUACAACUAUCUGACUUGUAUCAAAUACUCGGCCUGGCCUACCGUCAGACAAUUUAUACCCACCUUGCCGGAUAUUUCCAGUCUGUUGCCCGAUUUUCACGUUCCAGCAUUGUCGGAUAUCGGCAGCUACGUGCCGGAAAUUCCAACUUAUCCAGAUUUGAGCUUCUACUGGCCCAUUAGCGGCGCUUCCGUUGAAAACCCCACCAACGCGCCAACUUAUUACACCUUGAAGAAUCGAGAAGGUGCACCGCAGUCUUCUGACGAAUUAGAGAUCUUGAUCCUGGAUAUCCUGCUGAAUCUACGGAUCUCCAUCGAUAAAUCUUCGGAAAGUUCGCCGAUUAUCUUAACGGGAAACACGAUAACGUUCACGACGUUCACCAAGAGACAGAUCGAUAUUUUGCGUUUAGCCGAGUGUCUUGUACCGCCUUCCGCUCGUGCAACGUUGAUCACGGAUGUUCUUACUUAUCUCCAGAAGAACAACAACUUUAUAGAUUGCGCCAGGUACGUAAUUUGGCCGACGAUCGGCAGGUACCUGCAGAAUUUACCCGAAUUUCCGAGUUUGGAGAACGCGAGGAACCCGAUUAGUUCGACGAACGCUCAGAAUUUAUUGGAAAUCAGGGAAACGGUGACGAACACCGGCGAAUUGGUGCAGGAACGGGUCAUCCCGGAGACAGAGGAGAAGAAAAUUGCUAUCCCUUUCCAGGACAAGGAAUCACGAAACAGGGUAACGAACGUUCCAGUGAUCAGUGUGUCUGGGACAAGAUUCGUUCCCAUAUUCACGGAACAGCCAGAGACGGUGAUAUGUAACAUUCUUCGAUCCGUUCAGAUCCAGUCGUUCAAAACUAACGCGAGACCUCCGUCGACCAUCAAGAAUCAACAAUUUCUCGAUUUGCUUAACGACCAGCAAGGAAACAUCGUGAGCAUCGUGGACACUCUGCUUCCCGAGAACGUUCGACCGGACUUUGCCAACAAGAUGAUCGAAUGUCUUCGAGUGAACAACUUCCUGCUAUGCACCCGAGACAUUAUCUGGCCAACUUUGACGCAAUACUUCCCUUGGCUGCCCAGUUUCCCGAACUUUGGGAUAGGCAGCGUUGUUAUCGACAACUCGACCAUUUCGAUCCCUGGCCAAAACAUAACAGAACCCGGUGCCAGUUCGGACACUCGGCUUUCGGAGACCGACGUGAAGACUGGCCAACACGGAGACACCACGGUGACCAUAACCGAUACCAGAUUUUUCCCGAUUUACAACGAGCUGCCGGAAACGAUUAUUCUGAAUAUUUUGAAGGCUGUGCAAUUGUCGUUGCCGAACUUGCCAGGCUCUCCAGUUGCGGCGAGGAUCGGGGAACUGUCUCGGUAUCUGACCGAACAGCAGAUCAACAUCGUGCAAAUCGCGGAAAAUUUAUUACCGAUCCCAUCGCGAGCGAACUUCAUCGAAAACAUCGUGCCAUGCUUCAGAGACAGAAAUUUCUUGACGUGUACCAGGGACAUCAUUUGGCCAACGCUCGCGCAAUCUUAUCCCUGGAUGCCUAGCUUCCCAAAUUUCGGAAGCUUGUCUCAGCUGCCCGCCACCGGUUCCGGUUCCAUCAGGUUCCAAGUGUUCCUGGCAGAAAAUCCAUCAGCUAGCCUGGAAGCUCAGACUUCGAGGAACAACGUGAAUCAAAAGGCUACGGAAUUAGCGUUCGAGGAUGUCGAACAAAAGAUAGAGAACAUUCUGUUGGAUGCUCUGAAAAAAUCGAACGCACAGCUCGAGAAAAGUUACUUGAACAACAGUGACACUGCUGCUUCUCACCUGAACAAACGGCAGAUAGAUAUAAUUAAUCUAGCCGGGAGGAUAAUACCGGCUUCGAAUCGUGCACCGUACGUCGCUAGAAUGUUGGACUGCACGAAGCGUUACAAUUACUUGGCUUGUACGAACAACGUUACGUGGCCGAUCUUGAAGCAAUUUAUACCAUCCUUGCCGGACUUAGUCAGUCUUAGCGAGCUGUUGAUUCAGUUCCCCAGCAUCGUUCAGAUUCCUGAGUAUAUCGGUAUUCCAGCUGCUGAUUCUCUGGCUAAUUAUUUUCUAGGCACCUCUCAAAUUCCGACCGGAAUUUCUCAACUGCCAACCGUCAUCCCUCAGUCACCCGCUAAUCCAGGCUCGGGGGGAUCCGAAUCGAACCAGAACUCUUCGGCUUCGGUGAUUCCCUCUCGUUCAGGAACAGAAGAAACUCAAGCGACUAAAACAUCAUCGAUCACGCCGUCAGUAGGUAACGAAGGAGUCAUCCCCGAGUACGCAGGGCAACCGACAGGAAUCCUCUUAGACAUUUCGAACGAGAAAGUUAAUUUACCCGGUAACGCUUCGCAAUUAGGAACAACAGAUUCGUCGAAAGUUAAAAGCAGGAAACGUAGAAGUAGCUCAGAAAUUUUCAACACUUAUUACGAGACCGAAAACGCAUCAGAUAGUUCUACGUCCACGCCUAACACGUUUCCAAACAUCACGGAAUCCGAAUACCUUCAGCUUCUCAUUCGAAUUAGAGAAAAUAGAGAAAACGCGAAACAGACUGGCACGGGUUUUCAAAAAUCGAAACAGUACCUCGUGGACGGUUUAAAUUCUACGAUCAGGAACUCGUUGACCGCUGAUCAAUACGAAAUUCUGAAGAUAGUCGAGGAUCUGGAUGAUAGAGGAUCAAGCAAAGGAAUCGGCUCGCAAGUGAUACAAUGUCUUUUGAGUCUCAGCUUCAUCAGAUGCGUGGGUAUAUUCGUUUGGCCUUUGAUCGUCAGCAAUUUACCUUCCUUGCUUCCCAGCCUCCCGAGUUUCGGUAUCUUUGGACGUUCGAUAGAGACGGAAAAUCAGGUGCAGCAAUUUUUCGACAUGUCCACCGAGGACUUCGAGAAGGAGCUGUUGAAGAGAAAGAAUUCUAUCGAACAGCUUCUGCUCGAUUGGUACAGGAAACUAGCCGAGGACGAGUAUCAGGUGAACGUGGGUUUCCUGAAGAUCAAAGGCUAUGGAAACAACGAGGUCGGGAUUAGCGUGACAGGUUUCAGAGAAGGUAGAGCUGCAAAGAUCAAAGACAACAAAAAUUUGCCUAGUAUAUUGACCAUCAUCAGCGAUAUCAUGGAGGAGGUUUUGGAUCAACGUCCCGAAGGCGAGAAACCGAAAAAGGAGAAAGAUAAGAAAGAAAGAAGCAUAGACGAUCUCGAGCAUAGAGACAUUGAUAUUCAAUUCCUGAAGGACAGCGAGGAAUACCUGGACAUUAAAAGAUCCAUGAACGACGACGAGAUCAUCGCCAUGUUUCUGAAUAAAAUCAAAUCGAGCGAUCCCGGGGUAGACGACGAUAACGUGAAGUACUUCGAUCUCGAGGACGCGUACAACGCUUUUGGAGUGCUUUUCGGUACGAAAUUACACGAAAAGCUUACGCGCAACGCAGACUCGCAGCUCGGGUCUUUGGACGAGAACGUAGAAUCGCGAAAGGAAGUGGAUAUCGUGUCUUUGGAGUCUCAAAAGGACUUCGUGUUGCCUCUGAGCCAAGUAACCUAUGACUUUGAAAAAGAGUCCCCCGGGGACCAAGAAGAAAAGCAACGACAGAAACGAGCCAAGAAUCUUUUUAAAUCUUUCCUGGAAAAACACUCGGACAAUUAUCUGAGAGACUCUGACGCGGAAAAGGUGGAAGAUGUCGAUGAGAAUAAAAUCAUCGUGGAAGAGCCAGAAGAAAAGAGUAGAAGAUCAGGGUUGAUUAUCCGAUUGCCACAAUUGGACGAUCAGAUUAUAUCGAAGAAGAUGACGAACUCCAUGACGGAGCUGGCUAGGGGGAUGAAAAUGAAGAUGGGCCAGAUGUUACCAGGGUUCGGGAUGGUUUUAUCAUUUCUCAUACAAAUAGGUCUGGCUCAUGCACGCGCGGCUGCCUCGAUGGCUGGCAUGAUCAGUAACAUGGCGUUGGGUUCGGCUAUCAUUGGAAUGAUACGAGACUCGUUUUUCGGCGGCAACAGUCAUCCACAAAUCAAAUACGUUUACGAUAACCACAAGACUGGACCGGGUAUCACUUGGCCCUCUCAAUACGGACAUCGUCAUGGGUACUAGAACGAUUUUUAGAGUAGAGUUUUAUAGUGAUUAGAGUAGGGAAAGCAUAGGCUGAGGCGGAUAUCGAAUGUUUGGAAAUUUCAAGGCGUUUAAUUGCAUACGAUUUCGAAUAUCACCGAGGGUUCUAGGGUAACAGAUAGCGAUUAUUCUCUCGUAGGAUUAUAGAUAACGGCACGGCAUUUGAUUUACUAUGCGUUUAGACGUAACUUCUAGGUUUCGUCGUGUUUCCAUUAAAGGCUGAAUAACAAUGAACGUUGUAUUGGGCUAGCUUUAAUUUUCUUCCGUACGCGGCUGAUGACAGUCGUUUAACUUUCUCAGUCUUCCUCAAUGUAAUCGUCUAACUUUAAUAGAUAUUCUCGUAGCACGGACUUCGAAGACUCGGUUUUUAGGUAAGAAAGUAUAACGCUCUGACAUUCCUUUAUUUCGAUUAAGUCUCUUAACGUAAAUCUCGCAAUAAAUCGACUCUCGUCUAUUUCACCCCACGGGG